CGUCGCGUCACCUGGGUGGAUUUCAAUUAAUCAAUGGGCUCGUUCCUUGGAAUGACCUACCUAUGUACUCUUAAUGGAACUCUACAUAAAGCACAACCAACAUCUUGCUCAGUAGUCUUCUAAGGUGGGUGGACUCAUAUACGCCGGCAUUUGCAUCUUCAUCAUUCGUAUGAGCUAUGGUAUAACCUGUACAGCCAAUUUGUUUUGCUGUAUUGAUUCGAUUUGAUUCUCUUUUAUAUAUAUACCAAAUAUGGAGGUUCACAUGGACGACGGUGCACGACAGAGAUAUGAGGCCAAGUCGGCACAAUUGCGCGCUGAGCUGAAGCAGUUUGAGGCAGACUGGGCAAGUCGCAAUGGUGGCAAGAAGCCCGGCCGUCUAGACAUCAAGCAGAACCCCGGCAUAGCUUCCAAAUAUAAGAAAUAUAAUCAUGUUCGAGACGUCCUCGCUGGAAAGCUACCGGCAACCCCUCCGAAGCCGCGGAAGCGCACUUCCGAGAACGAUUUGUCGCAGACCCCUUCGAAACGUCCUAAAUCCAUGCAGACACCGUCAAAAAUCCGCACUCUUGAUGUUGAAGAUGGCAUCUUUGAGACCCCUUCCUCUCGGACACUCUUCAGCCCCGCAAUGCCUACUUCGAUCGGGCCAACGCCACAGAAAAACGGCCGGAUCUUGGGCAUGUUUGAUCUGCUCGAGGAAAAUACAGAGAACGAACCCCCCAAUGGCGACUUGGAGGGCAAGAACCACAAGGUCCAAUCCACCCCCAGCAAGCGCCCAGCCAGCGCGAUGGAAGAGGCGAAGCUUGGUCGGACGCCAAUGUCAUCGUCCAAACGCAACAUGCUCAACACUUUCAUGACACCAAGCAAACGAAAGGAUGGCAGUGAACCCUGUGCAAGAACACCCAGUUCCGUCUCGAAACUUCAUCUAGCUACACCAGCAUUCUUGAGAAGAGCACCCAUGCCAACCGUCGACGAAGAUGGACAAUACUUGUCACCUCCUGCGCCGCUUCGCCUUCCUCGAAAACCUCUUGGUCGUAGUCUCAGCAGCGUAGUUGCAGGUCUUCGAAAGCUCGAAGAGGAGAAGUACGACGAUGACAUGGACGCUCUACGCGAAAUGGAGGAUGAAACAACCCCAUCUGAUGUUGUCAAGCCUACAAAGUCAACCUCAAAGGCACCACCAGAAAUCCUAGAGUCCGAUAGCCAGGCACCUCAGCUUCUAGGAGGGUUUGAUGAUGAAGCUCUAUACGAUAGCCCAACGGAAGAAAUGAAGGGGCGCGAUGGCCAACCUCUUCGGGUAUACAAGAAGAAGGGUCAGAAGAGAACAACACGGCGAGUCAACAUAAAACCUACGAGAACCAAACGGCCACACGCUGUAGUCGAAGCUGACGUUAACGAUCACGCCGAGGGGGUUGAUGAUAAUGAUGAUCAAGACGAGGUCGUCCCCGAAACGCAAUUCGAUCCCAAUAAGCUUAAAGAAGGCCCCCAAGAUAUCGAUUCAGACCCAGACUUUGCUGCUUCAGGUACAGAAGAUGAGGCUACAGAAAAGGCGCAGCUCAAAAAGGUAGCUACCACAAAGAAGGAGGGCAAGGUACACAAAGUUGCUAGAAAAGUUAAUGAGUUGGCUCACGCGAACUUCAAACGCUUGAAGCUGAGGAACACGGGUUCAAAGGGUGGACCUGGGUUUGGUAGCCGAUUCCGUCGUCGAAAAUGAUCACGGAGACUAUACAUUGCAUAAUGAGUAAUGAGUAUAUGGUGGAUGAUAUUAUGGCAUCUAUAGAUUCGUAUGCUCAAUGUUGAUCAGCGCUUUGUUUCCACGCAUGUCAAGACUGUACACCCAUCUCGCCCAUGCCCUUUGUCAACGAACCUUCGCAGCUAUCAUUUGCAUGAACUUCGCAGUAAAAGCAUGCAACUGUAUUGAUAGUUGUUCUCAAGGGAGCGAAGCCGGGAUUUGGGUACACACUCACGUGCUUCGUCAGUUCUAUGUGUUUAUAGCAUACGUGUGAACUUUGACGUCAUUACUACAGUCCUACAGCCCGAUCAACAGAGUCGCCGGUCGGGGGUCCUGCCUGAGGUGAUAAAUCAGUAGCGAGUCUUGAUGGCCAACCAGCCUGGGAAGAGGCCCUUUCCACGUAUUAUCAACAAGAUGCCGUGAGACUAGAUCUGAGACCUAGCUCCUUCUCGAUGAAGUCGAGGACAGUCAGUGCCUUCAUCACAAAUUUGUUCAUGAAGCUAUGGUAGCAGUCAGCAUCAAGACUGCCGUCAACUGCCAACAUGAAUUAUGACUUCCUAGAUCGCCGU
Xylaria bambusicola is the source of this 2292-nucleotide messenger RNA. RefSeq names its product DNA replication/checkpoint protein. The transcript has 2 exons. Gene Ontology annotation, molecular function: DNA replication origin binding; single-stranded DNA binding. The coding region runs from base 251 to 1705 and encodes 484 amino acids. The record is from RefSeq and is a predicted model, not a curated record. Gene Ontology annotation, cellular component: DNA replication preinitiation complex. Gene Ontology annotation, biological process: double-strand break repair via break-induced replication; DNA replication; mitotic DNA replication preinitiation complex assembly. Lineage: Eukaryota; Fungi; Ascomycota; Sordariomycetes; Xylariales; Xylariaceae.